UAUCUCAUCUUUGGGUUCCAUGAUGCUCACAUGGUCAGGCAGGGGCUUCUUAGGACCAGUCUUACCACUGGGGUCCCAGGGCAGCAUGAUCUUCACUUUGAUGCCCAGUGCACCCUGUCUGAGCAGCACAUGAGUAUCAACAUAGUAGUUAACAGGGACAUGUUAGUUAACGCUGGAUCAUUAGGUCAUUUGUGGACUUCAUGGAUUUAGCCCUGUGUCCUUGGAGUUUCCCAGAUACCACAGCUUCGCAGCCCUUGGCCCCACUCUCCAUGAUGAAACUCAGCACACCAUCGCUGGCCCUCCACACAGCAAGCCCUCCUAGGAGUUUGUGAAGCAGAGACUCUGCCUGGCAAUGGCAUAGAGACCUCUUGUGGCCACCUUUUCAGCAUAAAACUCUACACUGCCCUCAAGGAAACCAAACCUCUUCUGAACCACAACAGUCAGUUCCUGGAUCUGCAGGCCUUUCUCAUGGAGAACAUUCUGCGUCCUGGUGGCCAGAAUAAUGAGCUCUGUCCUGGUUGCCGUAACGUGAACCCUAACUCCAGAGUAGCCAUCUUCAGCUAGCUCCCGAAUGAGAAACUCAUUCAAUUCAGCUUUGAAGACCCCAUCAGUGACAAACUUUCUCUUCUUGGAAAUUUGCACCGCCAUCUUGCCACCAUGUGCUGCUUCCAAAUGGGUUUAAUCCUCUUAUAAAGGACUCCAGCAAGAGGAUCAAAACCUACCCUGGGACGGUGCCCAGCCCUGGCAGGCACCACCGAAGUUAGACCUAUGGAGGUGGUGUCCGACGGUGGGGGGCGACAGCCCUUUGGCUGACCCCAGUGACAAUGGCGGUGUUUCACGACAAGGUGGAGAUCGAGGACUUCCAGUGUGACAAGGCCUCGGAGACUUAUUUCUGCCCCUGCCCAUGUGGGGAUAACUUUGCCAUCACCAAGGAUGAUUUGGAGAAUGGAGAAGAUGUGGCAACGUGUCCUAGCUGCUCUCUCAUAAAAGUGGUUUAUGACAAAGAUCAGUUUAUAUGUGGAGAAACAAUACCAGCACCUUCUACCAAAAAAGUAUUAGUUAAAUGCUGAAGAAGGCUUUAAAAAUCCAAAUCUGGAGUAGUUGAAAAUGAGCCAAGAUGGAAAAAUCAAAUGCAAAGUUACAGACAUCUUCACAAGGACAACCUUUUUGUGGUUUGUUGUUCUUUACAGAGUGUGGAUUCUUUCCAACAACUGCUACAUUCACCUUCAAUUAAAAAAGCAACCCACUACAUGACAUACCUGGAUUUCAUGCACAAAACUUUGAAUUGCAAGUGUUCUUAAUUUUCCAUCCAAAUUUUUUUAAAAGAUAAUUUCAAAUCAGUACAUAUUUUUUUCCCUCAGUUUCAUUAUUUUCAUGUCUUAAACCUAAUUACUUCAGUAUCUGAUAACAGAAUCAUCCACCUCAAAGUUAUUAGUAUUCCUUGACAAAAAUGGGAUUGUAUUUUUUACUUGGUUAUUAAGAUUAUUAACAUUAGCCCUUCCUUUGAAAUUUGGCAUAAACUUUGCUAAGAAAAUUUGCUAGCUAAAAUUUGCUAAUCUCCCUCAGUCUUGUCAUUGUUAGGAUGCUCAUAUUCUGUUUAACAUGCCAUUUCUGUUAUGCUUCAUGCAUAGAGUGCUUGUUGUGGUGUUAAAGAGAAAAUACAGUGAGGUCAUAAAUUCUUCAGAGCUAAAAGUUAGCGAAUAAGAAAAAGAAGUAUAAAGUGAAAUGGUA
Messenger RNA from Choloepus didactylus (southern two-toed sloth), 1731 nucleotides. Its product is annotated as DPH3 homolog. The record is from RefSeq and is a predicted model, not a curated record. Gene Ontology annotation, molecular function: metal ion binding. The transcript has a single exon. Bases 825 to 1070 code for a protein of 81 amino acids. Gene Ontology annotation, biological process: protein histidyl modification to diphthamide. NCBI's taxonomy places the organism in Eukaryota, Metazoa, Chordata, Mammalia, Pilosa, Megalonychidae.